Molecule: messenger RNA, 469 nt
Organism: Clarias gariepinus (North African catfish)
Lineage: Eukaryota; Metazoa; Chordata; Actinopteri; Siluriformes; Clariidae
Exons: 2
Coding region: 1-411 (136 amino acids)
Source: RefSeq, a predicted model, not a curated record
AUGAAAAUUCACCCUGUGUUUCACAUUUCUCUUCUCAGGCCAGUGAUUCCGGGACCCCUAGACGGAGGCGUCGCAGAGCCUUCGAUCCCCGGGGCUGUGGAAAUAGCGGGUGCCCCGGCGUAUCGAGUAAAAGAGUUGUUGGACUCUCGGAGGAGAGGGGGCUCCCUCCAGUAUUUGGUGGAUUGGGAGGGGUACGGCCCGGAGGAAAGGAGCUGGGUCCCGGCUCGGGACAUUAUGAGUAGGGAACUCAUAACCGAUUUCCAUCAAGCCCGGCCGGAUCGCCCAGCACCACGACCUCCGGGUCGACCCACCCGCCGGCAAUUCCAUCAGGCCGGACUGAGAGGCGUCUGCAGGAAAGGGUCCCGGCCGAGGUUUUCUAACUGCCGCCGUCACGGUCAAGUUCAAAGCUGAGUGACUCUCAGUACGCCGGGGUUUUCGGCCUCGCCACUGCGGCUUAAGUUUGUUUAUG